AUGGCACUUUGCGACGAGCCAUUCCUGCAUAUCCAGUUCGACACGGAUCGGUUCACAAUUGUCGAGUGCGACUCCUUCUACGAAGAAGGUGUAAUCCUGGGGGAAGGGGAGCUGGGCAUCGAUAUUGGGCACUUACCCUGCGUGGAGAUGCAUGGACCGAAAGGUCCCCACAAGGCAUCCACAUGGUGGAAUGUCAAAUCGAAAAGAGAUCGAUACGUGUUGCCCCCGCUCCUGAAGGCUUGCAGACGGAUGUACGCGGAAGCCAUCGGUCUCGUCUAUACCGGGAACACAUUCGAGCUCAAGGUUGGAUAUGACAUCGUCAACUUCGCUCGCUCGAUUCCGGACCGCCAUCUCCAGAACAUUCGUUCGUUGACCUUGCAUAUCGCGCGUCUCUAUCUCUGCGAUUCGCAGGACUGGAAGGACACGUUGGAGGUCUUGAAAAAGAUGCCCGGUCUUACGAGCUGCCGAGUUGUGAUUCGCGAGUUCUAUAAUCUGGACUUGACGGCCGAAAAUAUGCUCCAGUGUAGCCUAGCGAGUGUCCAGAAAGUCGUUGACUCACUGAGGUGUAUGCCCGCCAGGGAUGCAUUCACCGUGCUGCUGGCGGGUUAUGUACGCCCAUCCGAUGGGAGAGGACGGAUGAGUUUCCGAAUAUUUGGGAGAUGGAAGCUCAAGGACUUGGAUUGGUCUGAGGUGGCCCAGGACCGCGCGUAG
Molecule: messenger RNA, 711 nt
Organism: Trematosphaeria pertusa
Lineage: Eukaryota; Fungi; Ascomycota; Dothideomycetes; Pleosporales; Trematosphaeriaceae
Exons: 2
Coding region: 1-711 (236 amino acids)
Source: RefSeq, a predicted model, not a curated record